Molecule: messenger RNA, 678 nt
Organism: Racocetra fulgida
Lineage: Eukaryota; Fungi; Glomeromycota; Glomeromycetes; Diversisporales; Gigasporaceae
Source: the annotation of a GenBank genome assembly
AUGCCGUCUCAGCAUAAAGAAACAUCUAAAAAAUUCGAAGGGGUUGAUCAAAAACCGACUACUAGCUUUAAUAUCUCUGAAAUUGCAAGAGGCAAUGAAACAGUAAAAAGAACAGACACAAAGCCGAGAUUAUUGUUCCAAACUCCUAAGUCCGCCUAUGAAUCUAGCUUGCGAACUCCCUUAAUUCAUAAAGCUAUCAUUAGUGAUGCAAGAGUUGAUCUUAUCGAUUUUAUUUUGAAAUGCUGUAUUCGUCUGCAAUUACCGAUGACAAUUGUCGCGGCCGUAUUAAAAUACCCGAAUGUUCCUCUGGAUGAUUGUGACAAACUAAAGAAAACCGUUAAGAUCAUGAUGUCUAACGUCAAAAACGCAAUUGGUCGGAAGUCACUCAAUAAGACGCCUAUUGACUCAGCAUCGCGUGUAAUUCAUACCUUAAAAGAUGAAUUCGAUCCAAAUGCAAACCCAUUGUUCAAUAAGUUUGUGCAAAAUGUUUGGACAAUGAUUAUCAACUGCCUUUAUUCUACUCGCAUAGCAAUGACAUAUAGUUCUGAUGAACUGGCCACGGCGGUUAUCUACAUCACUUCUGGCAACGUUGGAAUUGAUUUGAAAAGAGAUUUUGAUGUGUUUUGCGCUGAAUCUAGUAGUAGCGAUCCUUCAAGAAUCAAAGCGGUAUUGAGUUGA